Molecule: messenger RNA, 1270 nt
Organism: Saccoglossus kowalevskii
Lineage: Eukaryota; Metazoa; Hemichordata; Enteropneusta; Harrimaniidae
Biological process (GO): immune response
Cellular component (GO): membrane
Molecular function (GO): receptor ligand activity; tumor necrosis factor receptor binding
Source: RefSeq, a predicted model, not a curated record
CAUAGCUGCGCACAAGAUGUCUAGCAAGAAGCGAGCAUCUCAUAGGGACAGCCUGAGCGGGCGUCUAGUGGCUUUCUUAUUUAUCUUGUCACUUACUAAUACAGUCGCUCUUAUUUUGGGAUUCGUGUUUUUUAACCAAUGUGUUAAUUCAUUAAAAUUAGAACUACUCGAGUAUGGGUCGUCGUCCCGUGAUCAAGAAAACACAACUUCCAGCAACGAUAUUAUCGCUGAUACAAAAGUCCGUGUAUUGAACAGAUAUCAGAGGGACGACGCCAGCAGCGGUCAAACACAGUGUCAAUGUCAAGGUCCACAAGGCCCACCUGGUCCAAGAGGAGAAGCUGGAAGAAAGGGAGAUAAUGGCGCACAAGGUCCUCCCGGGGUGUCUGCAGUUCCAGGAAAUCCCGUUGUACGUGACACGUUUCAUGAAUACUUGUAUUGGCUUUAUCAGACUGGACAGUUGCAUCCAGAAUUGAUCCCGGCUUUCAAGAACAACCGAAUUGCUGUUCCAAUCGCACACCUGGAAGCCAGUGAAUUAGACCAAUUUGUUAUCAAGGAAAAAAUGGCGACGCUUCGUAACUGGCAUGUCAUGCCAUGGACAACCGAAGAAUCGUUGAUUUAUAACAAAGCUACAGGACAAUUGAAAGUGUUAAUUCCUGGAAAGUAUUACGUGUACAGUCAAGUUUAUUUCUCUGACAGUUCUUUGCCCGUUGUGGGUUAUUUUACUUGCAUAAACAACCAAGCGCGCAUACGCAGCCUUUCGUCUACUACUCGAGAUAUAGGAACGGACAAACGGACAUUAUCCGCUGGGGGAAUAUUCCUCCUUGAAAAAAACGACUUCAUUUCCAUCAAAAUACCGUUCGCAAACAUCUCACUGUUCUUGGAGAAAGAAGGCACAUUCAUCGGUGCCAUGUUUCUCGACAGACACAACGUACCGCACAAUUUUUCUGAAAUACCAAAUCUCCAACCUAAGGGUGAUAGCGCUGUCGAUGUACCACAAGAGAUAUGCAAACCGGAAGCGAUUCAUAUAGUGAAUUAUGGCCGAAAUAAAAUUUGCAUUUCUAUUGACAAAGUACCGCAGUGUCCAGUAAGAUGCAGAAAAGAAUUGUUCAGAAAUAAGAAACUUGAUUUUCAUUGCGUUAAAUCAAACAAAUCGUUUCCCUUAUUGUGGCAAAUGGUUACCUCGAAACAAGCAUUUGAUGAUAAGCUGGCGACAAUGAGGUCUGAUAAGUCUGCAAGUGUAGACAUUCAUGAUAGUUGCCAACCAAUAUAA